UGCUCCUUUUUUCUUUAAGUCUACAAGAUUUAGUAUUUUAGUUGCAUAUAUAUACAUAUAUAUAAAUAUUUACUAAAAAGUGACUUUACCCAAAAGUCACUAAAGUCCCUAUAAAUAAGGAAACCAAGAGGGUUGGAUUCAUCAACCAAAUCUGAGAGGCAGAGAAGUGGAGAAGAGAAAGAUGAGUUCAAGAAGCAGAGCAUGGACAGGAGCAGGCAGUUGUGGAGCUGUGGAAGCCAUGAAAGGCCAAGGAUUUUACAGGUGGAAUUCAAGCUUUUGGUCUAAUUACAAGCUCUCUUCUUCAUCAUCUGCUGCAAUGGUAUCAAGUCAAGUUAGGGAAGAGGAGAAAGUCAAGAAUUCAGAGGAUACCCUUAGGACAGUCAUGUACUUGAGUUGCUGGGGUCCAAAUUGAAUUACCCAAUUCAUCUGAUUGACCUGAAGUUUCUCCAUUUUAUGGCAUGUUUCUCAUGAAAAAGGAAAUCUGGUGAAGCCAAGGAGAAGCUAUAAAGCUUGGAGCUUGAUUCUUGUAUAUUGAUUUUAUGAUGUGAAUUGAAAAUUCUAACCAGCAAAUUAACAUUAUCAAUCUUAUUAAAA
Messenger RNA from Carica papaya (papaya), 594 nucleotides. Lineage: Eukaryota; Viridiplantae; Streptophyta; Magnoliopsida; Brassicales; Caricaceae. The record is from RefSeq and is a predicted model, not a curated record.